AUGUCACUAAAAUAUAACGAAGAGUUUAAAUACGCAUUACGUGAUAUAGCAAACAACUCGUUCAAACUGGAAAACCAAUUUGACAGAGUUCGUUGUACUGAAUGGGUUCAUAAGCUGGUAAUGCUGUCAGAUGACUCUUUAGAAAAUAUUAAAAUUCGCAAUGAUUAUGCUCAAUAUUUACGUAUAAUGCUUAGAGCUGGUGUUCUGCAUGGAAUCUUUUCCAACAGUCCACCUACAACUUUAAUACCUUUCCCUGAAGCUAUGGGAAAACUAAUAGCAUCAAAAGUAACAUCUCUUCCACCUAUGGGACCAAUAAAUGUGUAUAUGAAGCACUGGUCUCCAGAUGGACGAGCUUAUGUCGCUAUAAAACCGAUACCUGGAAAAGGAGUAUUAACGUAUUUAUCAGUCACUCCCAUAACAGAUGGACAACAUAAUUAA
Messenger RNA from Melanaphis sacchari, 438 nucleotides. RefSeq lists its product as uncharacterized. The transcript is spliced from 3 exons. The coding region runs from base 1 to 438 and encodes 145 amino acids. The record is from RefSeq and is a predicted model, not a curated record. NCBI's taxonomy places the organism in Eukaryota, Metazoa, Arthropoda, Insecta, Hemiptera, Aphididae.